Molecule: messenger RNA, 1246 nt
Organism: Columba livia (rock pigeon)
Lineage: Eukaryota; Metazoa; Chordata; Aves; Columbiformes; Columbidae
Gene: RHEBL1
Product: RHEB like 1
Exons: 4
Coding region: 192-749 (185 amino acids)
Biological process (GO): small GTPase-mediated signal transduction
Cellular component (GO): plasma membrane
Molecular function (GO): GDP binding; GTPase activity; GTP binding
Source: RefSeq, a predicted model, not a curated record
GUGUCCUCUGGCCAGUGGGGCUGCUCCCCAGGGUCCUACCGGGGUAGGGGGUGCACCGGGCGGGGGGGGGUUGUGCUGGGCCUCUCGUGGGUGCCUCUCGCCGCCGUGGACUCAGAGCACUCUGGUUUCCACCCCGGGUGGGAGCUGUGGGGCCGUGCUCAGCCUGGGCACGCACCCCGGGAACCACCAUCAUGCCGGGUCCUCUGCACCACUCGACGGGGGCGGUGAACGCGGGGCAUCGGGCCGGUUCCCUUCCCCCGGUGAGGCUCCGUCCCCUGCCGGGGCGAUGCUGCCACCCCGGCCCCCAGCCCUGCGCUCCCCCCCCCCCCGCCCCAGGCAAAACCUCCGUGGCCCACCAGUUCGUGGAGGGGAAGUUCGUGGAGUGCUACGAGCCCACGGUGGAGAGCACCUACAACAACAUGGUGAUGGUGGGCAAGGAUGAGUUCCAGCUGCAGCAGGUGGACACAGCUGGGCAGCUUCCAGGUGGUGAAGACGCUUCACAACAAGCUGUACGGGAGCCGAGGGAACAUGCGGUAGGUGCUGUCCCUCCUUGGGGGGGGGCCUGGGGGAGGCCAGGCCCUCACUCUCCCCAUGGCCAUAGCAUGCCCGUGGUGCUGGUGGGGAGCAACGCAGACCUGGCCCUGCAGAGCCGGGAGGUGAAGACAGAUGAAGGGAAGAAGCUGGCGGAGUCGUGGGGGGCCAGCUUCCUCGAGUCCUUGGCAAAGGAGAGCCAGGUGUGGGGCAGGUGACGUACCCCGGCUGUGGGCUGGGAGUGGGGUCACAGGAGCUCUUGUCCCCAGGUGACCCAGGGGAUCUUCUUGAAGAUCAUUGAGGAGAUUGACCGGGUAGACAACUCCAACAGCGGAUCAAACGGCUGCUGCCUGUGAGCCCUGCCUGGUGGAGACCUCCAGGAUCGGAUGGACCCUCCGUGCACGCCGGUGGCUUUGGGGGUCUGGGGCCAUGCGGUCCUGCUGUUGUAUGGGACUGCUCGUUUGCACAGGCUGGGGGGCUCACAAGUGGCUGGGAGUGGGGUCCCAUCCCAGCUGGGGGCGUCCCCUGCUCGGAGCUGCUGUCCCCCCACACGCACAAGGACACGGUGGGGCCGCCCUGGGCGCAGGGAGCCGGGGCUGAAUGCGGGUGUUGUUCCCGUGCGGGGCUGCGGGCCGGCUGUGCCGCGCUGGCAGCCGCCGCUCGUGGGAGUCAGGGCUGCGGGACUGGAACAAUUAAACGUUGUUUUGGCUGUGAA